CUGUUCAGCUGUUGCUCUGCACACGUGCGCUGAGAAGUAUUCUCUAUUGCUAUUUGAUUUUUGCCUAUUUUUGGACCAAAAAUGAGUGACGACGAGGAGCACUACGAACCGAGGGCACACAAGAAGCUGCUGCAGGCCAUUGGCAGUCUGGGCAAGGUGCAGCACAUCCAGAAGUCCACCCGCGACGAGCGCCAGUCGCGUCAGGAUGAGUUCCAGCUGGUCAAGAGCGUGUCGUCGGCGGAAUUGGAGCGGGCACCCAGGGCGGUGGGUCUGAAUGACCUGGUGGAUAUCCUGCGCACCUCCAAGCACAGCCAGACGGGCAAAAAGCUCAAGAACGUCCAGGGCAGCAAGAAGGUGUUGAAGAAGCCUCUGGAGAAACCGGCAGCGGAUCGCAUCAAGCGGACCAUUGGCUACGAGGGAGUGACCAAGAAGCUGGGUCGUUGGGACGCAGUGGUAGCCCAACAGCGGUCGGCAGAGACGCAGAUCUUUCCCUUGCCCUCUGAGACGAUUUACGUGAACACCUCGGCGAGUGCCCGUCCCCUAAACACACGGAUUAAAUCCAAUCUUGCCAGGGAACUCGAGGCCAGCAACCGUAAGCUACGUGAGCUGCGCAAGGCGCAAAUUGGCGACACCACGGAUGAGAAGGAGCUCGCCAAACAGGAGCGCAUUCUCCACCAAAAGAAGCUCACCCGGGAUGAGCUCUUUGCCCAUCGCAAGGAGUUGGCCUACUUGAAGAUGCGCGAGUCCCAGAAAUCAGCUAAAGCCCGCAUGCAAAACAAAAUCAAGUCCAAAAAGUUCCACAAGCUGCAGAAGCGCCAAAAGAUGUUGGAGCAGAUGAAGGAGUUUGAACUGCUGCAGAAAACCAACCCAGAGGCGGCGCUAGAGAAGCUCAACGCUUUGGAGAAAAGUCGAGUGCAAGAGCGCGCCAGCCUGCGACACAAGAACACAGGCACAUGGGCUAAGAAUCUGCAAGUUCGUGCCAAAUACGACAAGGAUGUGCGUAAGGACCUGGCCGAGCAGUUGGCUGUUAGCAGGGAGCUGACCCAGAAAAAGCAGGAGUCCGACAGCGAGGAGGAAACAAGCAGGAAGAGAGCGGCUCCUGAGGAGGAAGAGAAUGACUACGAUCCUUUCAAUCCUUGGACAAAACGAAAAACAGCGGUGGAAGCUGAAAACGGCAAAGGCGAAAAUGAGGAUUCCAAUUGGCGACAAUAUUGGACGAAGCGGAACCGAAACGAAAAGCUUUUAGAGGAGCAUCGCAGGGAAAUGGAAGAGGAACUGCAGCAUGAUGAAGAUCAGGCGGUGGAGGAGGAAGAAACUCCGGAGCCAUCAAGCAAAGCUAAACCUGCCAAGAAAAGCGUUAAAAAAUCCAAAGUUAAAAUUGAGAAUGGUUGGCAAGUAGAAGAAAUUGAGCGAACUGAACCUGAAAAGCUCAAAGGAAAAUCGAACACUAAGUCCAUUGAUGAUAUUUUUGAGGAGCACGAGGACCAAGUGAGAGCCAAGCUUAGUGAGAAGAUGGAAACUUUGAAGGAACGCGUAAAUAAACUUAAGGCAGCCCCCGUCAAAGGAAAGAAGGCGAAAAAGAAGGACGCUCUGCAGAACCUCAAAAGUCUGGCCCUAAAAAAAGCAAAUCAGCAGGUGGAGAUUGACGAGCCCCUAAAUUAUGAGGAGAAUGUGGAUCUGCAGAAGAAAAUCCCAGACCAAUCAGAGGAUAAUCCAGAAAUCAAGGUGACGCCUGCUGUGGAUACUAUAGACCCAAACAAGGUGACAACUCUAGUGGUUACCCAAAAAAAGACCAUCUCGGGUGGCAUCAAUGAUGCUCUGAUAGACGAUGAGGAGGCAGAAUACGAUGAAGAAGACGCGGCAACCGAACGCCAGUUGACUAUUAGUCAGGCCUUCGAGGACGACGAUAUAAUUGCUGAUUUUAACCGGGACAAGACCAAGGACUCUGAGCUGAAGAACACGGAGCUUCAGUUGGCCCUGCCUGGAUGGGGUUCCUGGGCCGGUGCCGGCAUUUCCCAGGCGGUGAUGGAGCGCCGUAACAAGCGACUCCUUCUCAAGCUAGCUGCUCCGGAAAAGCGACGGGACGAGAACAAGGAUAACCUCUACCUUAACGAGUCGGCCAGCAAAGCAGCGCGCGAGCACAUGGUCUCCAGCCUCCCUUUCCCCUUUCGAUCCCUUGCAGACUACGAGGCCAGCAUCCGGGCCCCAAUUGGGCGGAACUUUGUGCCGGAGACGGCCUUCCGGAUGCUGACCCGCCCUUCGGUCAUCACGCGCAAGGGUCAGGUCAUCGAGCCCAUGACGGAGAGCGAGCUAGUCAAGCCAGACAGACGUCUGCGUCACAUUGUGGACAGGAGAAUAAAACGCAUACCGAAGGUUCCCCCCAAGGCGAAGAUAGCUUAAUGUUAGGACUAGACUUACGAAUAAAUUGGAUACAAAUUAAAACAAA
This is a messenger RNA of Drosophila suzukii, 2446 nucleotides long. RefSeq names its product U3 small nucleolar RNA-associated protein 14 homolog A. Lineage: Eukaryota; Metazoa; Arthropoda; Insecta; Diptera; Drosophilidae. Gene Ontology annotation, biological process: rRNA processing. Gene Ontology annotation, cellular component: small-subunit processome; nucleolus. The record is from RefSeq and is a predicted model, not a curated record.